UUAUAUGGUCAAAACGAUUUCGCAAUACUUGGAGCAGCAACAAAACAUACACAAGACUUCCAUCAACUAACUUAUUUGGUCAACGAAAAAUACGGACAUUUUACUCCCAACUUUUUUUUAUACUUUUGAUGGGCAAUUGACGACACCUUAAAAAAAAAAAACAGACAAGGUAACGUCGUUGAUUUGACUCCAGCAACUCCAGUCUGCAGGAGUGCGUCCAGACACCCAUUCAUCCAGAGUGCCACCCAACCAGCACGCCAGUCAUAGCAGACGGACAGUGAGGCGAGCGGUCAGCAGAUCCGAACCAAAUGAGCAAGAGGUCGCAGCAGACGAUAAACACGGAGCAGAACAGAGGGACUGUUAGUGUGAUCCAGGGCCAGGCUAGUGGAACAACAACAACAACAAGACCACCAGGAGGAAGCUUACAGCUGGUACCCCAGCUAGUCCCUGCCACCCCAGCCGAAGGAGGAGGCAAGGCCAAGAUGAAGAAGACGUCGGGGGACAAGGACAGUGACGAGUACCGUCAGCGGCGGGAGCGGAACAACCUGGCGGUUAAGAAGAGCAGGAUGAGAUCCAAGCAGAAGGCCCAGGACACGCAGCAACGUGUCAACGAGCUGAAAGAGGAGAACGAGAGGCUGGAGGCCAAGAUCAAGCUGCUCAGCAAAGAGCUGUCUGUCCUCAAGGACCUCUUCCUGGAACACGCCCACAACCUGGCCGACAACGUCCAAGCGCCUGGCGCGGAGGGGGCCAGCCCCGCCCACAACAACAACAACAACAAUGGGGCGUGUAACAACAACAACAACAGCCAGUGAGAAGAGGGCAGGGACAUGAAAUAUGAUACCUCAUGGUUGAGUGCUUCCCAAAUGGCACCCUAUUUCCCCAUAGGGCCCUGGUCUAAAGUAGUGCACUAUGAAGGGAAUAGGGUGCCAUUUUGAGUCAACCAGGGUGAUGGUAAAUAGACAGCUCGCCACUGCUUCUAAACCAUACUGGAGUUUCUUCCUCUGGUUCCUCCCAGAGAUGAUAUAUACUGGCAGAGAGAUUUCACUGUUGUCUUCUUUGUGCGUUCAGAUUGGUUCACAAUGAUGAGAUUUCUUCUUUUUUUUUAAAGAGUUUCGGGUCAGGAAUGGUCCACUUUUUUUUUAUUUUUUUGUUUUUACAAUUUGGAGACAUUUCUAAAGAAAUGUUGUGUUGAGUCACAAGAUAAACUAUUCACUAGUUAAGAUGUGGGUGAGGGGGGGAAAGUAUAUAUUUUAUUAUUUUUGGUUUCUUGUUCCUUUUAAAAGAAUGUUUGGUGAACUAGCUACCAUUUUGUCUGGCGUUUUUAGUAUUGUCAGUACAUUCACUACGGUUGAAGUUAAUCAGAAUGAUGCCUGUUUUUUUUGGGGGGGGGAUGCGUCUGUUGGCUUCAGAUAUGCACACGUUGUACAUUUUUAUUUUUAUUUACAUUUUAUUUUUAAAUAUAUAUUUUGUUGUUUCCUAAUCGAAUGGCUUUACUUCUGCUUUGAGCUGUUUUGGGUGGAAGAGGACUGUAAAUAUCAAGACUCAAAUACAAAGAGGUAGGAUUGGACCCAAAGCUUAACUUAAGAUCAGAACGCUUAAACCUUAUUUUUUUUUCUUGUGCUUUUGCUUGUUGACGUCAAAUGGGAGCUUUUCAUAAUCUCGAGUUAGGUUUCAGGCCUGUGUGAGAUACAGUCAGUCGCUGUGUUUAUUUACCCAUAGUUCCAACAGGCCUCAGACCAGCCCUUUCAGUCAGAGACCCAGAUAGACAGAGGUGGCGUCUCAAACAGCGCCCUGUUCCCUAGACGGUGCACUAGUUUCGACCCCUAUGUGGCGCUGCUCAACAAAAAAGAAGGUACAAAUGUCGUUCGCUAAAUAAGGAAUUGGGGUGCCAUUUGGGAUACAGGCUGGGGGGCAGAGGUGUGUUCGGGGGGGCAGGCAGGCAGAGGUGUGUUCGCAGUUAAGGAGUGUCCCAGCCCAGACUAGACAGCCCAGCCUAUCAUGCAACCUCCGUGGGAUUAAACUCCAGACGUUUCGCACGGCGUCACAGGCCGCCGCUAAUUCAAAGUUAAGCCUUUCUCCAAACCAACCCUAAAAACCUGGAGAGAAAGACAGAACAACAGGACAAUGAGCCAUUCUGUCUGUCUGGGCGUUGGGGAUGCUAAAUGACCUCCUAAUUGGCCCCGGCUCGCUAGAACAGAACGAGGCACGUUGGCUCCCGCCUCCAGUGGUGUCAGGCUCAGUUGGAGGCUCAGUCGGAGGCUCAGUCAGUCAGAAUGUGUAGAGGGAAAGGCAGGCUCAGUCAGAGGCUAUCAGAAUGUGUAGAAAGAAAGGCAGACACCUGAUUUGUUUUUUUUUGUGUGUGUUUUGUUUCUGUUGUCAGACUUGAGUUAUUAUCCAGCUGUAGGAUUGUCUCCUCUGAAACAACGGCAUAUUCUGAUGUGAUGAGGAUGACGAUGAUGAUGUAUUUGGCCAGAGGAGUCGACGUUGAGUGUCUGUGAUUUAUAGGAUGCGUCCCCAAUGGCACCCUGUCCCCGAUUUUAUAGUGCACUACUUUUUUGAGUAGAGCCUUGUCAACAGGCAGUGCACUCUAUAACAUCUAGGGUGUCUCUUGGCUGUUGUAGACUUCUGUACCUCAGGCUACCAGUAUUAGCCACACCAAACAGGGCCUUUUUCUUUCUCAACAACACCUCUGAAGCAUCUUUUCAAUUGUUUUUUUGUAGUCUUUGUUUUUCUACAACUUGGAUUUUUAAAAAGCAGCAUGAUGGAAGUGGUUUGCAUGGGGGGGAAACUGUUCAAAUAUGUCUUUUUUUUGCACUACAAAAAAGAGAAACGAUAGCAAAUAUAGGGCAUAUUGAAACUAUUCUCUUCAACAUGUUGUGCUGUGUUGUUGAACAGAAGAUCAUACUAAAUUGAAAAUAAAAAUAAUGUCUGAAAUUCAAUAGAAAAAUAUUUUGUAAAAAAAAAAAAAUGUGACAAAUUUGAUAAAUAUUUCCAUGAAUAUUUGUUUUGGUUUGAAUGUUGCUGGGCAGCAUUUUCUCUUAGCUAGACUUGCUCUUUUUUUAUAAGAUUAUAUUGGGGUAACGUGCAUUUGUAAAUUAAAAUUGAGUACAAACUUUCAA
Oncorhynchus tshawytscha (Chinook salmon) is the source of this 3119-nucleotide messenger RNA. RefSeq names its product CCAAT enhancer binding protein gamma (gene cebpg). The record is from RefSeq and is a predicted model, not a curated record. Gene Ontology annotation, molecular function: DNA-binding transcription factor activity, RNA polymerase II-specific; RNA polymerase II cis-regulatory region sequence-specific DNA binding. NCBI's taxonomy places the organism in Eukaryota, Metazoa, Chordata, Actinopteri, Salmoniformes, Salmonidae. Bases 309 to 812 code for a protein of 167 amino acids. The transcript is spliced from 2 exons. Gene Ontology annotation, biological process: regulation of transcription by RNA polymerase II; DNA-templated transcription.